Eleginops maclovinus (Patagonian blennie) is the source of this 2296-nucleotide messenger RNA. Its product is annotated as B-cell receptor CD22-like. The record is from RefSeq and is a predicted model, not a curated record. The coding region runs from base 804 to 1415 and encodes 203 amino acids. The transcript has 6 exons. NCBI's taxonomy places the organism in Eukaryota, Metazoa, Chordata, Actinopteri, Perciformes, Eleginopidae.
UACCUCCUCAUUCAACAGAGUAAAGUCUUUAAAUACUUUCAAUGUAUUCCACAUAUGUAUAUAUUUCACAUCCUCAAAUCUGUAUUGUUAAUAUUGUAAAUAUUCUUCUCUCUUUUUCACUAUUUUAUUUAUCUUUUGCACCAUGUAUGUUGAGUUGUUGGAGGAGCACGCGACAUAAGAUUUUCAUUGCCAACAUAUACGCUGUAUCUGCUGUGCAUAUGACAAAUAAAUCUUGAAACCUUGAAACCUUGAAACCUUGAAGACAUUGUAGGUCAGUGUCCUGCCUGACCAAGCUAGACACCAUGUUGACACAUGUGAUUCUACUGGAGCUGUGUUAAACCACAUGUAAAGUACAUGCAGGGCUUUUCUAAGUUAAACCAUAACAAAUUGCAAUGACUUUUGUGAUUGCAAAACUUGAGGUCCCAGCAGGACAUUGCUUCACCAACUGUGGAGACACGUUGUUUGUCUGCAGCGUGAGAAAAUGAGUCACUGAACGAUGUUGUGAUGCAUCUUCCUCAGGAACAAGAAGCCAUAAUGAGAAAUCUUGUCCUCAAAUUUUGUGAUCCGGUCUAUCAGGAACUAUGGUAAUCUGUUAUCUUUGCAGAGGUGACAACAUCCUGUCUCAUGAAGCAGGGUUUCUAUUGUAUAUUGAUACUGUAGUGACCUUUCUGCUGCUGCUCCUAGUUUGUUGUAUAUGCCCCAAACAACUGGCCUGUUAACAAAUAUUCAGCUUUGUCUCUUUUUCUCCUCCAGAUGCUCCAAAGACUUCCUCUGUGUCAGUGAUUCCCUCUGCUGAGAUAGAGAUGGGCAAACCAUUGCAGCUAACCUGUAACAGUGGCGCUAACCCAGCAGCUACACAUACCUGGUACAAGGACAACCAAACACUGCCUCGGGGGUCAAAAGACAUUUAUCUAUUCGCCUCCAUCACCUUAGCGGACAAAGGGAACUACCACUGCGAGUCUAAGAAUAAGUACGGCCAGAUCAACUCUACAUCAGUUCACAUAGAUGUCCAAUAUGCUCCAAAGCUCCUCUCUGUGUCAAUGAGUCCCUCUGCUGAGAUAGAGGAGGGCAGUUCGGUGACUCUGAACUGUAGCAGUGAUGCUAACCCAGCAGCUAAAUACACCUGGUACAAGAAGAAUGAAGACUCUCCAAAAGCUUCAGGACAGAUCUUCACCAUCACUGACUUCAGAGCUGAACACAGUGGGAAUUAUUCCUGUGAAGCCCAGAACAAGUUAGGACGUAGUAACUCCACCUCCAUCCAUCUGACUGUUGUGGCAGGUUCAAUGAAGUUAGUAGCUGCUGGAUCAGUAACUGCUGUAAGUGUGGGUAUCAUGAUCCUCAUCGCCUUUCUGGUGAUUAGAAGGAAGAGGUCCUCGAAACCAACCGCGGAGGCUGAGAGAGAGACCAGACAAUGAAGCUGAGUUACACAUGAAUGACAGCCCUUCAGCUGCAGUACAGAGUGAAUCAGCAGAGGAGGAGGCCGAGAUUUGCUAUGCCAGCGUGAGCUUCAUUAUACUUCAGGAUGAUGCUAUCUACUCCAACGUCAAGCCCGCUCAUCUCCGCGGACACAAGAAGGAAGAGAAUGACAGUGAGGACAAUGCUGAAUACUCUACCGUCAAAUUUAAAAGUGACAGUGCUACUGCAGAAUCAGAAUAUCAUGAGGCUGCGGAGGAUCCAUCUGCAUUGUACUGCACAGUAAACAAAAAACCAAGAGUACAAACAUAACUUUUAUAAAUAUCAAUACAGAAUAAUAUAAGUAGUAUUUCCCUGCCAGUGCUUGCAAAAGUAGGCUACAUUUCUAUUUUCAAGUAUUUACCACAAUGUUCUUCUGCUCUGCUGUUCAGUUUAAUGUGGGGCGGUGGCAAAGUGGUUAGGGGCUUGGCCUGGGAACUGGAAGGUCACCAGUUCAUCCCGAAAGUGCCACCGUGGUGUCCCUGAGCAAGACACUGGUUACCUACACUGCUCCCCGGGCGCCGUACAUAAUGGCAGCCCACUGCUCCUAACACUAGGAUGGGUCAAAUGCAGAGACCGCAUUUCGUUGUCCUAGUACUUGUACUCUGUGCAAUGACAAUAAAGUUGAAUCUUCUUCUUCUAAUGACCUUUUUAUCGUUUUACUUAUUGAUAACAUUCCUUUUUUUAAUAUAUAACUUCUGGUUCAUUGUCGUCGUAAGUUAGUUUUGUUAAAGUACUUAUUCCAUAAUUUAAAUACAUUGUUUUGUAAUUUGUAAAACUGAUUGUGUUGCUCUGAUGUAUAUUGUUUCAGUAACCAUAUCAUGAAAUAAAGUUAUUCCAUUCA